AAGCUGGAACAACAUCGUAAAGAUCCCAGCUGGUGCGUUCCAGCGGCUGAAGUCUCUCAACGUGCUUCAUCUCCAGAUGAACACCAUCGCGGAUAUAGAGGAGGGCGCGUUUGCAGGGCUGACCCAUCUGCGGGAACUGGAUCUUCAUUCGAACGUGCUGACGAACAUUAAGGCAAAGACUUUCCGUCCGCUCAUUUCAUUGGUCAGGAUGGAUCUGAGCCACAACAUCAUCAGUAACAUUCAAGACGACGCCUUCAGGAAUCUAAACAGGAUCAGGACUCUUGUGUUGAAUGGGAACCACUUCUUCUGCGACUGCGAGCUGCUGUGGCUGCGGAAAUGGCUGUUGUGGAAGCGCCACACAGUAGAGAUUACCGGAGCUACAUGCAGCAUGCCCGAGACCUUCAAGGGACAAGGCAUCUCAGACACGGAAGGACGACUGUUCAUCUGUCCAGAACGAGUAUGCGGACACCUCAGCUCCUCGGUUGGUGCAGAGAAGCUUCGCCAUGUGCACUACCGCGACAUUGUCACCGUGUACUACCGGUGUGUGCAGGGAUAUGCGCUACUAACGAGUAUGCGGACACCUCAGCUCCUCGAACGAGUAUGCGGACACCUCAGCUCCUCGGUUGGUGCAGAGAAGCUUCGCCAUGUGCACUACCGGGACAUUGUAACCGUGUACUACAGGUGUGUGCAGGGAUAUGAACUACUGUCUGGAGAUCUAGAGCGGAGCUGUGACUUCAACAAUCCAUACUGGACCGGGCAGAGUCCUGUCUGUAGCGCUAAGAACUGCGGGGACCCCGGCCGGGGAAUCUACGCAGAGCGUCACGGAGAGAGCUACACGUAUCUGUCCGAGGUGCGCUAUGAAUGCUGGGAAGGGUACUACCUGGUGGCGGGAGAUCUGCGCAGGCGCUGUACCAUGGAUCUGGACAGCAACCUGAAGUGGGAGGGAUCUCCUCCGAUCUGCCUUCGUUUGGAAUAG
Molecule: messenger RNA, 976 nt
Organism: Branchiostoma floridae (Florida lancelet)
Lineage: Eukaryota; Metazoa; Chordata; Leptocardii; Amphioxiformes; Branchiostomatidae
Product: CUB and sushi domain-containing protein 3-like
Exons: 10
Coding region: 77-976 (299 amino acids)
Cellular component (GO): plasma membrane
Molecular function (GO): protein binding
Source: RefSeq, a predicted model, not a curated record